CAGCUCCUCUGUCAGCGUGUCUAAUCCUGUGGUCACCCUCGCUGGACCCAAUGGCUCGUCAUCCUCCCCUCCUCUGCCCAUGGCCACACUCGCCCUUCAGGAAGCCAAUCCUCAUGCCAUCCCGCGACGCCACGCCACUGUGGAUGCUAUCGCGCGCCAGGGCUCAUUCAGGGGCUUCCCUGCACUCAGUCAGAAGACCUCUCCCUUCAAACGGCAGAUGUCGCUGCGCAUGAACGAGCUGCCCUCCACCAUGCAGCGCAAGUCAGACUUCCCCAUCAAAAACACUGGGAGCGAGUGGCCAAAUCCUACACCCGCAGCAGGAGCCCUACCCACCGUCAAUGCAAAUCUUUCUACACUUGCCUCCUCUCACAAACGUACGCCAUCGGAAGCCGACCGCUGGCUGGAGGAGGUGACCAAGUCUGUGCGAGCCCACCAACCCGCAGCCGUCACGAGAACCAACACGCCUCCCACUCAGCAGCCCUUCCCCUCCCCAGCCCCCACCCCUAUGACAUCUGGCCCUUCUGCACCCUUCAUGCCAGGAAUCCCUCCAUCUGCGGUCCCUACCGUACCCCCACGCCAGUCGGCUUUCCAUGCUCAGGCGCCGGCGUCCUUCCCAGUGUCCAAUGGAAUCCCAUUUGUGCAACCAACCUUUCCGGUGGUUGGCAUUACACCUUCGCAGAUGGUGGCCAACGUGUUCGGUUCUGCCACGCAAACUCAGCCCAUCCCGGUACCUGUUCAAGUGCCCCAGGCGCAGCUCCAGUCUUCACCCUUCUCCACACCACCAACAGGCCAGUUUGACACCCAGGCGGUGUGCAGCCCCUUCGGCAAACCACUCCUACCUCCGGUGACAAAUGCCACAGUGCUGCAGCCACCGAAAGUCAAUGCCACAUUUAAUGGGGCUAACAGCUGGGCGGCAGUGUCGUCACCUGCGCAGUCUGUGGCAGUGCAGCAACAGGCCGAUGCCUUCGAGGCCCAGUGGGCCGCACUGGAGAGCCGCUCGCAGCAACGCACCGCUCCAUCACCCACAAACCCCUUCUCCACCGAGCUCCAUAAAACGUUUGAGAUCCAACUCUAAGGACACACAGUGCACACAAAGCGACGCUGAAGGACAAUGCAAUGGAUAUUCAUGUUCAUGGAGAGAUGACUAUAGAGGGAACGACCCCGCAAACCACUUCAGCUCCAUAUCUCCGUCUUUCGAUUUUUUUUGUCUGUUCGUCUGUGUCUGGUUUUGGCUUGUGACAUGAACAAAUGGAGACAAGGGGGUUAAUGAAGGUGCCCCCCAGAAACGAAGCGAGUACAACUUCUGGCAUUUAUGGCGCAUUUAUGUCCAAGAUUAAUUAGAGUGACAAGAUGAUGGUAAAAGGAAUCUUUAGAUGCUCUAACGUUGACCCUGUAUUGUUCAGUACUCCCUCUACCCCGACUAACCCUUCUCACAGCGCCCCCUAGCAGGCUGGAUGACUGCUCCCUACCUGAAGGACGAGGCACUUCACAGACCUUCCGGGUUCACGAGGUUCUUGUAGAACUUCGCAAUCAGAAGAGGAAGAAGCGAGAGAAUGCCAAAAUCUUUAUUUUUAUGCAUUAAGUAUAUUUUAAAUAGCUUUGAAAUUUAACUGAAGAGCUGUAAAUAAUCUUUCCAAAGGUGCAGGCUUAUUUUGUGUGCAUUCAGGAACAGAGCAUAUAUAUAUAUAUAUAUAUAUAUAUACAGUAUAUUGGCAUGAAAGGACGGUUUUCAUUUCUCGUCUCUAUUCAGUUUUAGUCUUCUGGCCACCAUGCAUAGUUUGGAUGUUCAUCUUUUGUAAAUAGAUAAUCCAUAUGGACCCAGACUGGGUUCGAGGAUCUUUAAAUCACACAGGUCCCAGACAAUGUUAUCUGUCUUUCAUGCUGUCAUUUUAACCUUAUUUUUGUACUAUAAUACGAGUACUUUGAUUUCUAUUGCCUACAUAUCGUUAUCAUUUUUUAGCAAAUUUUUUUAUGAAUUUUAACACUAUUGACAAUGUCAUCUGUCAAGCCACUUUUAUUUUAUUUCGAUAAGAAGAUUCUCAUUUUAGCACAAGCACUGUACCAAUCGAUAAUUUGGCCACUUACGGUUGAUGUGACAUCAGUCUGUGGCGUUAGUGAGCUAUGAUGUCUUGAAAUUACCUGUGUUUCCAACUCUACAAUGAUUGCAGUGAAUUUUUUCCCCUGCUUUUCAUGCAAUCCCAUCAACCCUUUUGUUUUAUCAGACGUAAAGAUGAUCGGUCCUGUUUUUAGGUUUUGAUUCCAUUUUGUAAGUAUUGCAUUGUAUUAUUCCAAUUCUUUACGGAAAGUUUAAUCUAAAAGAUUGAAUAAAACAUUGGUGGUAGAGGAAAGCGGUUCUGUGUGCUUCUGUUCCACAUACAGGAUUCAUGAUUUUCUGUGUGUUCUUGUAUCUAACGUCUGUGAUUGUUUUGCAACUGAGGAUUCUAAAUAAACUUCAUCGUGAGAUGUUUGGCCCAUGAACUCCAAGCUCUUGCGUGCUCAAGGAUCUCACAGUGAGCUCAAAGGAGGCAAAAGAGAUGCUGCAGCCUUCUGAAACAUCAUCUUGAAAAAUGUUUGAUUUAUGAAUUAUUCUAUUGUAUGAUUUGCACUUGCACAGGGACGGCAGCAUCGUAUGGGACAGGGACUGUUACAAUAUCAAUAUGCCUGCAUAUGAAAUGGGUAAAGAGAGGGACUUAAUGAAUUAAUUAUCUAUAAUUGGUCAGGUAUGAUGAGUUGGAAUAAUAAUUAUUCUGUUUUCUGUUGUGUAUUUUCAGUUGAAUGACUAUUCAAUUUUUUCCAGUGUCAUUAUUCAGAUGUAAAUUAUUGUUCAGCACUGCUGAAGCAGGCAUGCCUGUGUGGUAUACCUGGUACUUUUAGCAGCUUUU
This is a messenger RNA of Sinocyclocheilus grahami, 2882 nucleotides long. Its product is annotated as protein numb homolog. Gene Ontology annotation, biological process: positive regulation of neurogenesis. The record is from RefSeq and is a predicted model, not a curated record. Lineage: Eukaryota; Metazoa; Chordata; Actinopteri; Cypriniformes; Cyprinidae. The transcript is spliced from 2 exons. Bases 80 to 1075 code for a protein of 331 amino acids. Gene Ontology annotation, cellular component: cytoplasm; cytoplasmic vesicle; basolateral plasma membrane.